CUGGGCCCCAUUAGGGAAUGUCUGGAUGAUGCAGAAUCCCCGGUCUCCGAUCCAGCGGCCUGAAGUCGAUCAGCCAGCCGCUAAGCGCACCAAACGGCCGCGUGCGACUCAAGCUUGUGACAGGUGCAGGCUGAAGAAGUAUAAGUGCAAUGAGCGAUAUCCAUGUUUACACUGUAAAAAAAGCGGCCUGGAUUGCGUAUAUCAGGGAACUUACCGAGAGCGUGAAAGUAACCGGUCUGCAAAUUAUGUCGCCGAACUCGAGAGGAAGGUGGAAGAGCUGACCUUGAAGCUUCGUGCUACGGAGGCCAAAACCUCCCCUGGAGGUCCCAUCCCACCAGCAGCUGAAACGCUAUGCUCUAUGCGCAAUGCUUCUAUGCCACGGGAGGUUUCAAAGAUAUCCGAGACCCGCGAAGGAUCUGUAGAAAUUGCAGACGACGUGAUUAAAGAAUCCAACCACACCAACGGCAUUGAAUUCCACGGUAGUACGUCCUUGGCUGCAAUCAUUGGUCAUUUGAAGAAAGAGCGUGAGCCAAAAGGCCAAGAAGAGCCCUGUUCUCGCGCAGCUGAUUACUCGAUCAUCCCAACGCCCCCUAACCCAAGCUUCUCUCCUACAUGCACCGCUGAACCGGGGCAGACCUUGUCGGUUGAACAGUCAAAUUACUAUUUCGACCAGGCUCAUAUCUUUAUGAAUGGAUAUUUUGAGGGCAUUCACUUCGUCCAUCCGUUUGUUGAUAAGGAGGACUUUUUCGCGCGUGCUAAUGAUCUUUGGUUUAACCGAUCACACACGCCUGAACCGAGUUUUGUCGCUUUGUACCUCAGUGUUCUCUCGCUUGGGGCUUUGGUGCGUGUAUGGGAUGAAGGUACGCUAGCUGGCUUGGGUCGGUUUGAAUGGAGCCGAAAGCUAUUUGCGGAAGCGCAGGUAUACCUGAACCACCUGCGGUUUUCAAACGAUCUUGAAACUGUUCAGUGUCUUUAUAUGAUGGCUAAAGUUUGUCAAAAUGAACUGAAUCCGAAUUUGGCCUACAUGUAUCUUGGCCUCGCAGUACGGACAUGUCUUUCUGCUGGCUUUAAUCGAGAGAUUUCAUGUCCAGGAGACUCCACGCAGCGUUCUGGCUGGAUCUCAAAGACUUGGUGGGGUCUCUUCUCUUUAGAAAUUGAGAUGAGCUUUUCGAUUGGACGACCGGACACCCUUGGAAUGGAUGAAUAUCACAACCGCAGCAUUCCACCACGCGAUGAUUCUGAAUUUGCCAUCAUCCCAUGGAUGAUUGACUUUGCGCAGAUCAUUCGACAAGUAUCUGUCCAGAUCUACCACUCUCGCAUCUCAUUACAGGACAAGUUACAACUUGCUCUGCAGAUUGAAAUGGAAAUGGAUCGCUGGCUAGCGAGGCUUCCCGAGAUGAUCAAACCCGAUAUUGGUGGAUAUAGACCGUCUAGUAGUGCCCUGCGCGACCCGAGGUGGGCACGAAGACAACGGCUUGUGUUGGGAAUUAGGUACUAUAAUGUCAAAAUGUUGCUCUUCCGGCCUUUCUUAAGCCACUUUUCGCGCAAACUCCGACAUUCUCCAAAUGAAUUGGACCAAACUUUUGACAAGUGUUUGGACUCGGCGAUGAAAACUCUCCAAGUGGUUCAUGACCUUUACCGAGUGCACACAUUUUUCCGCUGCUGGUGGUAUAACACAACCUACGUAAUGUUCGCUACGUCGACACUCCUCCUUCCAAUGUCUAAACUCGGCAUGUGCGCUGAAACUAUGCCUUUAUUGCGAUCUGUGGAAAUGGGCGUGGAGAUCUUGGAAGCCAUGGAUGAGUCUGUAAUAGCCCGAAAGUCGGUUGAAAUCAUCAGGCAGUACAUCAGGGACUUCCGAGCAUCUGGAGCCUCGCAGCAACCUGGGGAGGAUGAAGCUCCCCCUUCCGAGGCGGGACAAGCAUUUGAAAUACCUGAAUGGGCUUAUGGUUUCGGCUUACCAGAUUAUUCUUUCGAGGGAAUUGCUCGGCUAUUUGACGAUAUUGGAGAGCUCCCGAUGCUGGAUGAAUGAUAUUAUAUACCCGGAGAUUUCUAU
This is a messenger RNA of Penicillium samsonianum, 2056 nucleotides long. RefSeq names its product Zn(II)2Cys6 transcription factor. NCBI's taxonomy places the organism in Eukaryota, Fungi, Ascomycota, Eurotiomycetes, Eurotiales, Aspergillaceae. Gene Ontology annotation, biological process: positive regulation of transcription from RNA polymerase II promoter by galactose; DNA-templated transcription. The record is from RefSeq and is a predicted model, not a curated record. Gene Ontology annotation, cellular component: nucleus. The coding region runs from base 26 to 2032 and encodes 668 amino acids. Gene Ontology annotation, molecular function: zinc ion binding; DNA-binding transcription factor activity, RNA polymerase II-specific; RNA polymerase II cis-regulatory region sequence-specific DNA binding. The transcript has 10 exons.